AUUCUUGCUAUAAAAGCCGAUGACUUUUCUUUAUCGUUGCGUUGUAGCCAUAACGUCGCUUAAGGAAGAAAAGACUCUGCCUUAAAACUAUAAUGUUACGGGUUAUAUGGGUUUGUCUCCUUCUGGGGCAAGUCAUCGUUUCACUAGGUGAUGAGACUUCAGUAUUGAAUGAAUCAUCUGCUGAAAAUGGAAGAGUGUCCCUGACAACUGAUUUAUGUUCCAAAAAUCCUUGCUUUGCAGGAAGGUUCGUGAAGUGUAAUAAUAUUAAAAACGAUUUUGAAUGCAUAUGUAAACCUGGUUUUGCUGGAAAACGAUGUGAGCUCGAAUGCGCUCCAGUAGAUCUUUGCUGGAUUAUAGAUGGCAGUGGGUCAAUUGGAUCUAGCAAUUUUAAAAAGCAAAUGGAUUUCAUUAAAGGCCUUACCGAUUCAUUCGAUGUAGGCCCUACAAAAACACGAGUAGCUGCAAUUAUUUUUGACCACAACGCGAUUGUAAGGUUUGAUCUGAAUGAUUUCAACUCUAACAAACAACUUAUUCUAAACGCGCUUGCAACUACCACUUUUCCCAAUGGAGGUACACGAACGGACCUAGCACUAAAACUUGCAAGAGAACGAAUCUUUGUUCCCAUACAUGGAGAUAGAAUAAAGAUAAAAAAUAUUGCACUUGUUUUCACAGAUGGUGCCUCAGCUAAUCCAGGGGGUACUAAAACACAAGCUGACUUAUUGAAGAAAGCGACUAAUCUUGGCGUAACCGUAUUUGCUGUUCCUGUAGGAAGCAACAUAAAUAACAAUGAAAUAGAAGCAAUAGCAACAGAUAAGUCAAAAAUCAUAAAAGUAAACAAUUUCAACGAUUUGGAAAAAUAUAAAGCAAUAAUACUGGAUGAAACCUGCAAGGCAACAGCAAGCGAUUGCAACCCUAAUCCGUGUCAAAACGGUGGAACUUGUAAGCAACUGCCAAUCGGCUAUUCAUGUACGUGUCCCAAGGGAUUUAGCGGAAAAAAUUGUGAGCUUGAAAACGAAUGUAUAACGAAAAAACCAUGUAAAAAUGGCGCAACAUGCAUUGAUCUACCAGUUGGAUAUUCAUGUUCGUGCCCCAAGGGAUUUAGUGGAAAAAAUUGUGAGCUUGAAAACGAAUGUAUAACGAAAAAUCCUUGUAAAAAUGGCGGAACAUGUAAUGAUCUACCAGUUGGAUAUUCAUGUUCGUGUCCCAAGGGAUUUAGUGGAAAAAAUUGUGAGCUUGAAAACGAAUGUAUAACGAAAAAACCAUGUAAAAAUGGCGCAACAUGCAUUGAUCUACCAGUUGGAUAUUCAUGUACGUGUCCCAAGGGAUUUAGCGGAAAAAAUUGUGAGCUUGAAAACGAAUGUAUAACGAAAAAUCCUUGUAAAAAUGGCGGGACAUGUAAUGAUCUACCAGUUGGAUAUUCAUGUUCGUGUCCCAAGGGAUUUAGUGGAAAAAAUUGUGAGCUUGAAAACGAAUGUAUAACCAAAAAACCAUGUAAAAAUGGCGCAACAUGCAUUGAUCUACCAAUUGGCUAUUCAUGCAAGUGUCCCCUGGGUUACUUUGGAAAGAAUUGUGAAAUCAAAAAUAGCUGUUUACCAAAAAAUCCUUGUAAAAAUGGCGGGACAUGUAAUGAUCUACCAGUUGGCUAUUCAUGUUCGUGUCCCAAGGGAUUUAGCGGAAAAAAUUGUGAGCUUGAAAACGAAUGUAUAACCAAAAAACCAUGUAAAAAUGGCGCAACAUGCAUUGAUCUACCAAUUGGCUAUUCAUGCAAGUGUCCCCUGGGUUACUUUGGAAAGAAUUGUGAAAUCAAAAAUAGCUGUUUACCAAAAAAUCCUUGUAAAAAUGGCGGAACAUGUAAUGAUCUACCAGUUGGAUAUUCAUGUUCGUGUCCCAAGGGAUUUAGUGGAAAAAAUUGUGAGCUUGAAAACGAAUGUAUAACCAAAAAACCAUGUAAAAAUGGCGCAACAUGCAUUGAUCUACCAAUUGGCUAUUCAUGCAAGUGUCCCCUGGGUUACUUUGGAAAGAAUUGUGAAAUCAAAAAUAGCUGUUUACCAAAAAAUCCUUGUAAAAAUGGCGGAACAUGCAAUGAUCUACCAGUUGGCUAUUCAUGUUCGUGUCCCAAGGGAUUUAGCGGAAAAAAUUGUGAGCUUGAAAACGAAUGUAUAACCAAAAAACCAUGUAAAAAUGGCGCAACAUGCAUUGAUCUACCAAUUGGCUAUUCAUGCAAGUGUCCCCUGGGUUACUUUGGAAAGAAUUGUGAAAUCAAAAAUAGCUGUUUACCAAAAAAUCCUUGUAAAAAUGGCGGAACAUGCAAUGAUCUACCAGUUGGCUAUUCAUGUUCGUGUCCCAAGGGAUUUAGCGGAAAAAAUUGUGAGCUUGAAAACGAAUGUAUAACCAAAAAACCAUGUAAAAAUGGCGCAACAUGCAUUGAUCUACCAAUUGGCUAUUCAUGCAAGUGUCCCCUGGGUUACUUUGGAAAGAAUUGUGAAAUCAAAAAUAGCUGUUUACCAAAAAAUCCUUGUAAAAAUGGCGGGACAUGUAAUGAUCUACCAGUUGGCUAUUCAUGUUCGUGUCCCAAGGGAUUUAGUGGAAAAAAUUGUGAGCUUGAAAACGAAUGUAUAACCAAAAAACCAUGUAAAAAUGGCGCAACAUGCAUCGAUCUACCAAUUGGCUAUUCAUGCAAGUGUCCCCUGGGUUACUUUGGAAAGAAUUGUGAAAUCAAAAAUAGCUGUUUACCAAAAAAUCCUUGUAAAAAUGGCGGAACAUGCAAUGAUCUACCAGUUGGCUAUUCAUGUUCGUGUCCCAAGGGAUUUAGCGGAAAAAAUUGUGAGCUUGAAAACGAAUGUAUAACCAAAAAACCAUGUAAAAAUGGCGCAACAUGCAUUGAUCUACCAAUUGGCUAUUCAUGCAAGUGUCCCCUGGGUUACUUUGGAAAGAAUUGUGAAAUCAAAAAUAGCUGUUUACCAAAAAAUCCUUGUAAAAAUGGCGGAACAUGUAAUGAUCUACCAGUUGGAUAUUCAUGUUCGUGUCCCAAGGGAUUUAGUGGAAAAAAUUGUGAGCUUGAAAACGAAUGUAUAACCAAAAAACCAUGUAAAAAUGGCGCAACAUGCAUCGAUCUACCAAUUGGCUAUUCAUGCAAGUGUCCCCUGGGUUACUUUGGAAAGAAUUGUGAAAUCAAAAAUAGCUGUUUACCAAAAAAUCCUUGUAAAAAUGGCGGAACAUGCAAUGAUCUACCAAUUGGAUAUUUUUGUACAUGUCCCCUAGGAUAUUUUGGACCGAAUUGUGAAUUCAAAAACGACUGUAAACCGAAAAAUCCUUGUCUAAAUGGCGGAAUAUGCAAUGAUUUGCCAAAUGGCUAUUUUUGUACAUGUCCGCUUGGAUUCUACGGAAAGAAUUGUGAGUUUAAAUACAACUGUUUCCCAAAAAAUCCAUGUUAUAACGGUGGUAAAUGCAUUGAACAAAAAUUUGGCUAUAUCUGUAAGUGUCCCUUAGGAUAUUAUGGAAAGCAUUGUGAGUUGAAAAACGAAUGUGUACCUAAAAAUCCAUGUCUCAAUGGCGGAAUAUGCAAUGAUUUACCAAAUGGCUUUUUUUGCAAAUGUCCUCCUGGAUAUUUUGGAAAGCUUUGUCAGGAACAAAACUCAUGUUUUCCAACAAAUCCAUGUUAUAAUGGUGGUAAAUGCAUUGAUCAAAAAAUUGGCUAUAUCUGUAAGUGUCCCCUAGGAUAUUAUGGAAAGCAUUGCGAGCUGAAAGACGAAUGUAUACCGAAAAAUCCAUGUCUCAAUGGCGGAAUAUGCAAUGAUUUACCAAAUGGCUACUUUUGUAAAUGUCCUCUUGGAUUCUAUGGAAAAAAUUGUGAGUUUAAAUACAACUGUUUCCCAAAAAAUCCAUGUUAUAAUGGUGGUAAAUGCAUUGAACAAAAAGCUGGUUAUUUCUGUAAGUGUCCCCCUGGAUAUUAUGGAAAGCAUUGUGAGCUGAAAAACGAAUGUGUACCGAAAAAUCCGUGUCUAAAUGGCGGAAUAUGCAAUGAUUUACCAAAUGGCUAUUUUUGUAAAUGUCCUCUUGGAUUCUACGGAAAGAAUUGUGAGUUUAAACACAACUGUUUCCCAAAAAAUCCAUGUUAUAAUGGUGGUAAAUGCAUUGAACAAAAAGCUGGUUAUUUCUGUAAGUGUCCCCCUGGAUAUUAUGGAAAGCAUUGUGAGCUGAAAAACGAAUGUAUACCGAAAAAUCCAUGUCUAAAUGGCGGAAUAUGCAAUGAUUUACCAAAUGGCUACUUUUGUAAAUGUCCUCCUGGUUAUUAUGGAAAGAAGUGUGAAUUCAAAAACUUAUGUUUUCCAAAUAAUCCCUGUUUUAACGGUGGUACAUGUUUUGGUCAUAAAUUUGGCUAUUCAUGUAAAUGUCCUCCUGGUUAUUAUGGAAAGAAGUGUGAGCAUAAAAACGAAUGUUUUUUGAAAAAUCCAUGUUUGAAUGGUGGUACAUGUGUUGACCAGCUAUCUGGUUAUAUAUGCAAAUGUCCUUUUGGAUAUUCCGGAAGCAAUUGCGAACUUAAAGAUUUUUGUAAACCGACAAAUCCUUGUAACAAUGGCGGUAUAUGUAAAAAUGUUAAAGAUGGCUUUUACUGUGAAUGUAAGUCUGGAUUUUUUGGAAAGUUAUGUAGCCUUGAGUGUAAUCCGAUGGAUCUUUCCUGGAUUAUAGAUACAAGCGGUUCUCUUGGAAAUCUAAACUUCAAUUUACAAAAAAGCUUCAUUAGAGAUCUGACUGAUGCUUUUGAUAUUUCUCCGUCGCAUACACGGAUAGGAACAAUUACUUUUGGAACUAAAGCGGUGUUAAGGUUCGACUUUGAUGAUUACAACAAUAGAGCUAGCAUUCUUUCUGCAAUUGAUGCAAUUCCAUAUUCCCGUGGAUUGACAAAUACAGCGGAUGCUCUUCAAUUAGAAAUGGAUCAUGUUUUUCAAGUGUCUAAUGGAGAGAGAGAAAAUAUUCCAAAUAUUGUUGUUCUUUUCACGGAUGGACCAUCAAACAAAAAUAAGGCCAAGACCGUUCCAACAGCUAAUCAAUUGAAAAUGUUUACAAAACUUGGCGUUAAAAUAUUUGUUGUUUCAGUAGGGCCUCGUUUUAAAAAAUCCGAAAUUGAAGGAAUUGCCAGUGAUGCCAGCAAAGUCAUUUACAUUGAUAGUUUCAAUGAUUUGGGAAAAUAUAAGAGUAAAAUAACUCAUGAUAUUUGUAAAUGUACGCUCAAAAACCCUUGUAACCCAAAUUUUUGUCAGAAUGGUGGAGUUUGUCAACCAUUUGGAAAUAGCUAUAAAUGUAACUGUCUACCUGGUUUCUCCGGAGACGAUUGCGAGAUAAAUAUUAAUGAAUGCGCUUCUUCUCCGUGUUUGAAUGGCGGAACUUGUAAAGAUGGGGUAAAUGGUUAUACUUGUCAAUGUAGUCCGGGAAAUACCGGAAUAAAUUGCGAUGAGGAUAUAAAGGAAUGUAACUCGAGUCCUUGUCAAAAUGGUGGAACUUGCCUAGAGCAAACUAAUAAAUAUUCUUGCAAAUGUAAACAAGAAUAUUAUGGAAAACAUUGCCAGCACAAAAAGGAUAUCUGUAAACCUAACCCCUGUAAAAAUGGUGGAAAGUGUAAUGAUUAUAAAGGCAUAGUCAAAUGUUCGUGUCCGAAGGGAUAUAUUGGAAAAUAUUGUGAAAAGCCUAUUAAGUAUCCAUGCAAACCUAAUCCUUGUAAAAAUGGUGGAAAAUGUAAGCCAAUAAGUUUCUUCUUUUACAAGUGUUACUGUCCAAAAGGAUAUUAUGGAAAACAUUGCGAGCUCAAAAAGGAUACCUGUAAACCUAAUCCCUGCAAAAACGGUGGAAAGUGUACACAAUAUAAAGGUGGCGUGAAAUGUUCGUGUCCGAAAGGAUAUAUUGGAAAAUAUUGUGAAAAGCCUAUUAAGUAUCCAUGCAAACCUAAUCCUUGUAAAAAUGGUGGAAAAUGUAAGCCAAUAAGUUUCUUCUUUUACAAGUGUUACUGUCCAAAAGGAUAUUAUGGAAAACAUUGCGAGCUCAAAAAGGAUACCUGUAAACCUAAUCCCUGCAAAAACGGUGGAAAGUGUACACAAUAUAAAGGUGGCGUGAAAUGUUCGUGUCCGAAAGGAUAUACUGGAAAAUAUUGUGAAAAACCUAUUAUUGCAAAGUAUCCAUGCAAAUCUAAGCCUUGUAAAAAUGGUGGAAAAUGUAAGCCAAUAGGUUUCUUCUUUUACAAGUGUUAUUGUAAGAAAGGAUAUUAUGGAAAACAUUGCGAGCUCAAAAAGGGUACCUGUAAUCCUAACCCCUGCAAAAAUGGUGGAAAGUGUAAAGAUUAUAAAGGUGGAUUCAAAUGUUCGUGUCCGAAGGGAUAUAAAGGAAAAUAUUGUGAAAAAUCGAAGAAUGCUUGCAGUAGUUCUCCCUGUUUGAAUGGUGGCAUUUGUAAGAAUUAUAAAUAUGGUUACAAAUGCAAAUGUAAGAAACCUUGGAAAGGAAAGAGAUGCCAAAAACAAAAGUAAUAUUUAUGCUUGAAUAACAAUACUAGAAUAGGAUAUACAAUUACAGAAAUUGUAAUAUUUAAAAUAUUGCGUUCUCAUGUCAAAGUUCAGUUUGAACUAUUUUGUUUUACAUUUUGAAAUUUUAUAUUUAUUUCCUUUUUUGAACUUUGUUUUUUAAAUUCUAAUUAAAAUUUGCUCAAAUUUCUAUAAUAAAAUUUUAUAUUCAAA
Molecule: messenger RNA, 6722 nt
Organism: Dimorphilus gyrociliatus
Lineage: Eukaryota; Metazoa; Annelida; Polychaeta; Dinophilidae
Source: the annotation of a GenBank genome assembly